UCUAUCCCGAAUCAUGGCACAGUUCUCUUCGACCUGUCAUGGUAUGUGUUGGCGUGCGCUCGAUGUGGAACAAUGGCAGACUAAUCUCAGUUCAGGACCAUUACUGCAACUCUAUGGCUGUCGACCUGCCCGAAACCGACGCUUCAACGAGACAGGGAAUUCGAACACAGCUAGUUGGCCUUAUCCUCACCGAUCCAGCUUCCCUGCACGCGCUCAUGCUCGUGGCCACAGCUCAUCUCGCCAAGUUACAUGGAGACAAUUCACACAACAUCGAUGUAUUACAGCUGCGAGGCAUGGCCAUUCAAGAAGUGAACCGAGCCAUGACUGACCAUGGAGCGCAAGGCCGCGCAACAAGCGAUAGCAUGAUCGUGGCUGUCGGAAAAAUGGCUACAUUUGAAUUACUAUUCGGCCACCGAGAGAUCUUCCACACCCACAUGACAGGACUCCAGCGCAUGGUCAGUCUUCGUGGAGGCUUACCAGCGCUGGGACUUGGUGGUGUACUCGAGCGGUCGCUUCUCUGGAUCGACGCCAACGCUGCAGAAAUUACUGGAGGCGCUCUCUACUUCCCCCCGGCAGUCUUCGCGUCUUCAUCAAGUCACCCUCGUGCAGACCGCAGAUUGUUCCUCAUGGGCCUCCAGACUCAAGCGUGAUGACACCGGCGACCGCGGAGUCGGUAAAGGAACACCCGCGCCGUCUGUGCAGCUGGCUGGCCAGCUGUCAACAGUUCUGUGCAGAAUUUCUCGAUGCCACGAUCUUGACCGACAAUGUAUUCUGGACCCAAUGAGCU
Molecule: messenger RNA, 787 nt
Organism: Cercospora beticola
Lineage: Eukaryota; Fungi; Ascomycota; Dothideomycetes; Mycosphaerellales; Mycosphaerellaceae
Source: RefSeq, a predicted model, not a curated record